This is a messenger RNA of Schistocerca americana (American grasshopper), 795 nucleotides long. Its product is annotated as gonadotropin-releasing hormone II receptor-like. Gene Ontology annotation, cellular component: membrane. The record is from RefSeq and is a predicted model, not a curated record. Lineage: Eukaryota; Metazoa; Arthropoda; Insecta; Orthoptera; Acrididae. Gene Ontology annotation, biological process: neuropeptide signaling pathway. The coding region runs from base 1 to 795 and encodes 264 amino acids. The transcript has 2 exons. Gene Ontology annotation, molecular function: corazonin receptor activity.
AUGGAAGUGACGACGUUUCGGCCCGAGGUGUGGAACGUGUCGUCAGUGGGCGGCGGAGGCGGGAACUGGAGCUGCGAGCCGGCGCCGACGCUGACGCAGGCGUCGUGGGUGCGCGCGUGGGUGCUGUCGGCGAUGGCGGCGCUGUCGCUGCUGGGCAACGCGGCGACCAUCGCCAGCAUCCGCCGGCGGCACUGGGCGGCCGCGCCCGGCAGCAGCCGCCACCAUCCCUCGGCGGUGUACGCGCUCAUCCUGCACCUGUCGGCCGCCGACCUGCUAGUGACGGUCUUCUGCAUCGCGGGCGAGGCCGCCUGGAGCUACGCCGUGCAGUGGCUGGCCGGCAACGCCGCCUGCAAGCUGUUCAAGUUCGCGCAGGUGUUCAGCCUCUACCUGUCCACCUUCAUCCUGGUGCUCAUCGGCAUCGACCGCUUCGUCGCCGUGCGCUACCCCAUGCGCGCGCUCGGCGCCGCCAACCGGCUGGGCCGGCUCGUCGCGGCCGCCUGGGGUCUCAGCGCGCUCCUCAGUCUCCCCCAGGUCACAAAAAGCACGUACAGCAGAAGGGUGGCAGAAAGCUUUCGCCAGCGCCCGGUGGCGGCCCCCGCGCUACACAUUAAAUCCCCGACACAAAGCAGGCUGCGCGCAGACCACACCACGCCACGCCGAGUCGCCCGGGAUGGCCUCUGCGCCUCCGGCCACCAGCUACUCGUCAUUCAUGCCGCGUCCGGCGGCGCGCGCAAGAGUUUCGGCGACAAUGCGAGCGACCGGCCGCAGUGGUCACCCCCACCCUUCCCAGCCUAA